This is a messenger RNA of Caenorhabditis angaria, 327 nucleotides long. The record is from the annotation of a GenBank genome assembly. NCBI's taxonomy places the organism in Eukaryota, Metazoa, Nematoda, Chromadorea, Rhabditida, Rhabditidae.
AUGGCCGACGAAUCUGCCCCAGCCGGAGACAACGCCGAAUACAUCAAAAUCAAAGUUGUUGGACAAGACAGCAACGAAGUUCACUUCCGUGUCAAGUUCGGAACUUCGAUGGCGAAACUCAAGAAGUCGUAUGCCGACAGAACUGGUGUUUCGGUUGCUAGUUUGAGAUUCCUCUUCGACGGAAGACGAAUCAACGAUGAAGACACUCCAAAAACUUUGGAAAUGGAAGACGACGAUGUUAUUGAGGUAAGCAGAAAAUAAUCAUUUUCCCCCAGAAAAUUGUUCUUGUUUCAGGUUUAUCAAGAACAACUUGGAGGAUCACAAUAA